Tinamus guttatus (white-throated tinamou) is the source of this 1198-nucleotide messenger RNA. NCBI's taxonomy places the organism in Eukaryota, Metazoa, Chordata, Aves, Tinamiformes, Tinamidae. The record is from RefSeq and is a predicted model, not a curated record.
CUGGCGCGGUCCCGCCGGCUGCUGGGCGAGGCCGGCCGCCUCCACCUGUGCCUGGCGUGCCGCAACGCGCAGCGCAGCGAGGCCGCGCGCGACAGCGUCCUGGCCGCGCACCCCGCCGCGCAGGUCUCCACCGUGGAGGUGGACCUGGGCAGCGUGGUGUCCGUGCUGCGCGCCGCCCGCGACCUCAGCCGCAGGUUCCAGCGUCUGGACUUCAUCUUCCUCAACGCUGGCAUCAUGCCCAACCCGCACGUGAACUUCAAGGCCCUCUGCCAAGGCCUGCGCACCGGGAGGGUGCUCCACAUGCUGACCACUGCGGAGGGGGUAAUGACCCAGACAGAUCGGCUCAACGGCGAUGGGCUGCAGGAGGUGUUUGCCACCAACCUCUUUGGACACUUCAUACUGGUUCGACAACUUGAGUCUCUGCUCUGCGGUAAUGAAAAGCCAUCCCGACUCAUCUGGACCUCUUCCAGCAAUGCCAGGGAAUCUGCCUUUAGCCUGUCUGAUUAUCAGCAUGCCAAGGGCCAGGAGUCAUACAGCUCCUCCAAAUAUGCUACUGACCUGACAAGUGUGGUUCUAAACAGGAAACUCAAUGAGCAGGGCCUGUAUUCCAGUGUGGUUUGUCCUGGUCUUGUUAUGUCUAACAUGACAUACAGGAUUUUGCCAGUUUUUAUAUGGAAGUUACUGAUGCCCAUCCUGUGGCUGAUACGAUUUUUUGCCAAAACCUACACUUUGACACCAUAUAAUGGAGCCGAAGCUCAUGUGUGGUUGUUCAAACAAAAGCCUGAGUCCCUGGAUGCACUUGUCAAAUACCACAGCUGCACUUCUGGACUGGGAAAGAAUUACGUGGAGCCCAGAAAGAUGGAUAUUGAUGAAGAAGUUGCUGAAAAGUUUUAUGAAAAGCUCUUGGAACUGGAGAAGCAGAUUCUAGAGAGAUAUGAUGAUCUCUUAGAUGAUGAUAAGUAAAGCCAGUCUCAGUGGGUACCAAGCUUUUAUCAAUGACAUGGGCUUUCUUCAUUCUGGUGCUAUUUGUGGUGCCUGCUGGUCUGUGGGCAUGUGACUUCAGAACUCAUCUUCCUUCUCUACAGAAGGUGAACAAUUCCUGAAAAUGGAAAUGUGGAAACUGAAGAGAAAUACAUAGUCUUUCUGGUAUGGGUUUUUUCCUGGAAUAAAACUGGAGACCUACUGUGGGCGGAGACUG